CACAUUACUGCAAUAUCUUUCUAUCGCUCGCUUUUUUCCUUUCUCUGGUCUGCCAGAGUAAAGAAAUGGUGGAGGAAAAGGCGAAGGAAGCCCCCCGAGAAAGAGCCGAUGUGAAGAAAAAGGUCUGUACAAAUAGGGGCCGGGCCACAUCCUCCACGACAGCAGAAUCAGGAAUCACUAUCCCUUCGGAUGGAACUCGGAGAGAUCGUCGUCGUCGAGCCAGUGGUCGACCAAGGACGGCCGGAGUGCUCUUCCCCUUCUGCUGCCCCUGCGCGGCGUAUAUCAAGGACCAGAACGGCGAAUUAUGUGCCUAAUUACUUCGACAGCGAGACGCUGCCACUGGGCAUCAGCGACAAGAUUCAGCGAUUUCUCCGUGUAGCUAACGAGAUCAGGGAUGAGUCGCCUCGCGCCUCCUAUAUGUGCCGCUUCCAUGCAUUUGCGAAGGCUCACGAGAUUGAUCCUAGUUCUUCUAUAAGAGGCGUCAGACAACUUAAAACUGCUCUUAUAGGCCAGCUUGAACGGGAUGAGGCAAUCAUUUUAUCUCAGCAAAAGCAAGAGAAUAGUGUACGAGAACUAUACCGGAUGUACAUGAAAUAUCAAAAUGUUAUCAGAUCUUGUGAAGUUCAUGAUACAACUGAUAGGGAUGUCCGAACAAGAGCACAUGCAAUUGCCUCUGUUUUAUAUGAAGUACUGGGAGAUGUUUCACCUGGAGUUACUUUACCUGUUCCAGAGACCCCCGUUUAUAAUAUUAUCCCACUUGGUUCUGGAGGUGCCCAACACGCCAUCAUGCAAUUUCCUGAGAUUAAAGCUACGAUUGCAGCCCUCCGCAAAAUUCGUGGCUUACCAUGGCCUACCAACCACUUCAGUUCUGGUGAUGAUGAUAUGGAUUUACUAGAUUGGCUUCAAUGUUGGUUCAGGUUUCAGGAAGGGAAUGUCAAGAAUCAGAGAGAACAUCUGAUUUUGCUGCUUGCUAACAUACAUAUCAGGCAGUUCCCCAGACCAGAGCCACUUUCAGAGCUGGAUGAUAGAGCGAUAAAUGAGCUUAUGAAAAGGUUAUUCAAAAAUUACAAGGCAUGGUGCAAAUUUUUAGGGCGGCCAAGUAAUCUUUGGUUGCCAGCUGUUCAUCAAGAAGUGCAGCAAUAUAAACUUUUAUACAUAGCACUUUAUCUUCUCAUAUGGGGUGAAGCUUCAAACUUGCGGUUUAUGCCAGAGUGCCUCUGUUACAUUUUUCAUCAUAUGGCAUAUGAACUAGUAAGUCACCUAUCUGGUGCUGUAAGCUUCAAAACAGGGGAAAGUUUUACACCCAUAUAUGGUCAAGGGAAAGGAGACUUUCUGACACAAGUCAUUACUCCAAUUUACAAUGUUGUAUACAAGGAAUCCCAGAGAAGCAACAAUGGAACUGCAGGACACUCUCAAUGGAGAAAUUAUGACGAUCUCAAUGAGUUCUUCUGGUCGCCUGAUUGUUUUCAACUGGGAUGGCCAAUGCGUUCAGGCAUGGCGGACUUGGCGGACUUUUUCUCCACACUUCCACCCGACAAGCAUCGGACAUGCCCGAUGGAUGAUGAGAAACCAAUAUGGCUGGGCAAAACAAAUUUUGUUGAGAUCCGUUCCUUUUGGCAUCUUUUUAGAAGCUUUGAUAGGAUGUGGGCUUUUUUACUGUUGGCUCUACAGGCGAUGAUAGUAAUGGCAUGGCAUGGAGUACAAUCUCCGUUUGAUGUGCUAGAUGCAUCCAUCUUGAAAGAUAUGAUGAGCAUUUUCAUAACUUCUUCUGUUAUCAACUUCCUGCGAGCAAUUCUUGACAUUGUCUUCACAUGGAAGGCAAGGAAAAGCAUGUGUUUCUCUCAAAAGUUGAGACUUGUGUUGAAAUUGGUUGCGGCCAUUAUAUGGGCCAUCCUCCUGUCAUUUUAUUAUGCAUUUCCAAGACACCGUUCCUUUUGCUUUUCAAGGAUGUUCAGCAAUAGAGCAAGCCAAUGGAGCUGUCUGUCACCAUACACAAUAACUAUCAUCGCAUACAUGACUCCCAAUGCCAUUGGGGUGCUUUUAUUUUUUCUUCCUGCUCUAGCUUCAUGUGUUGAAACUUCAACGUGGAAAAUCUUUGCCAUCUUGUCUUGGUGGGUUCAGCCUCGGCUUUAUGUUGGACGAGGGAUGCAAGAAAGUACAAUCUCACUGACGAAGUAUUCUGUCUUUUGGACGCUCUUAUUGACAAGCAAAUUGUUAUUCAGCUACUACUUUGAGGUUCUGCCAUUAGUUGGACCCACUAAGCAGAUUAUGGAGAUGAACAUAAAGAAGUAUGAAUGGCACGAAUUCUUCCCUGAAGUGAAGAACAAUGCUGGCGCAGUUGUUGCUGUUUGGGCACCUGUUAUCCUCGUAUAUUUCAUGGACACACAAAUUUGGUAUGCUGUUUUCUGUACUAUCUUCGGUGGACUUUCUGGUGUUUUUCAUCACCUUGGCGAGAUCCGCACAAUGGGAACACUUAGAACUAGAUUUCAUUCUUUGCCUUCUGCUUUUAAUGUUCACCUUAUGCCAAAGUCUACGAAACGCAAAACGGGUAGCUUCUUCAGCAGUAACUUCAGCAAGGCAUCAGAAAAAGCACAAAACCGGAGUGCUGAAUUUGCUCAAGUCUGGAACCAAAUUAUCACUAGUUUUCGCUCGGAGGAUCUCAUAAGUAACAGAGAAAUGGAUCUGAUGAUCGUACCGAUCUCUUCAGAGUUAGGUGAUUCCUCAGCCUGUUGUCCGCUCUUCCUGCUAGCUGCAAAGCUCUCAACAGCAGUAGACAUUGCAAAGAAUUUUAUCGGCACAGAUAGAGAUCUUUACAAAACAAUUAAGAAAGAUGUUUACAUGCUUAGCGCUGUAAAAGAAUGUUAUGAAUCACUGAAGCAUAUAUUCAAUCUGCUUGUUGUUGGGGACAGAGAAAAAAGGAUUAUGUCUGGCAUCAUUGAGCAAGUCGAAACAAGCGUUAAGGAAUCUACCUUUCUCAUGCACUUCAGGAUGAAGGAGCUGCCUAUUUUGCAUAAGAAGUUUGUUCAAAUGGUUGAUCUUUUGAUUGAAAAUAAGGUUGACUGCCAAGGGAAGCUGGUGAGAUUACUCCAAGAUAUAUUUGAAGUAGUAACAGAGGAUAUGAUUAUUCAUGGUUGCAGCUUUUGUGAUUCCGUUCGCUGCUCCCACUCAGCAGACGACAUGCUACUAUUUUUACCAUCUGACACAAAUGCCGUUCUUUCUUACCCUCUUCCUGAGUCAGCAGACGACAUGCUACUAUUUUUACCAUCAGACACAAAUGCCGUUCUUUCUUACCCUCUUCCUGAUGACAGUUCUCUACAGGAGAAGAUAAAAAGAUUAUAUCUGCUGUUAACGAUAAAUGAAUCUGCUAUGGAUAUCCCUGUGAACUUGGAAGCUAGACGCCGUAUUUCCUUCUUCAGUACUUCUCUCUUUAUGGAUAUGCCUCCGGCGCCUAAAGUUCGUAGCAUGAUACCAUUCAGUGUCAUAACUCCAUACUACAUGGAGGAAGUUACUUUUUCAGAGGAAGAACUUCACUCGGUGCAAGAUGCAGUUUCCAUCAUCUUUUAUAUGCAAACGAUAUAUCCAGGUUUCUAUCUUUUGAAUUCGUUAUUUAGAUUCUUUUACGUACAUUUGUUCUUGGUACUAAGUUGUUCAUCUAUAUCGCCAGAUGAAUGGAAAAACUUUUUGGAGCGCAUAGAAUGUGGGGACAGUGAUUUUACUGAUGCUGAAAAAAUGGAGGAGUUAAGGAAAUGGGCUUCAUACCGUGGACAGACAUUAAGUCGAACAGUGAGAGGGAUGAUGUACUACAAAGAGGCGCUGAAGCUUCAAGCUUUCUUAGAUAUGGCCAAUGAAGAAGAGAUUUGUAAGGGUUAUGAUGCUGUUAAGAGGAAUGGGAAUGCCCAUCACAGGUUAUUGGCACAACUGGAAGGAGUUGCUGAUAUGAAAUUUACAUAUGUCGUGUCCUGCCAAAAUUUUGGUGCUCAAAAAUCGUCCGGAGACCCUCGUGCCCAUGACAUUGUCGACUUAAUGAUCAAAUAUCCAUCACUACGGGUUGCUUAUAUUGAGGAGAGAGAAAUGGGAAACGGCCAUAAGGUUUAUUUCUCCGUCCUAGUCAAGGCAGCCAACAAUUUGGAUCAGGAAGUAUAUCGCAUACAGCUACCUGGUCCACCUAUUAUUGGAGAAGGGAAGCCUGAAAACCAAAAUCAUGCAAUUAUUUUCACACGUGGUGAGGGCCUUCAAACAAUUGACAUGAACCAAGACAACUACCUAGAGGAAGCAUUCAAAAUGAGAAAUCUAUUGCAGGAGUUCCUCCACCAUUCAAGAAAGCGUCCUCCAACUAUACUUGGGAUGCGCGAACACAUAUUCACUGGAAGUGUCUCGUCUCUAGCUGGAUUCAUGUCCUAUCAAGAGACUAGCUUUGUAACCAUUGGUCAACGGCUGUUAGCAAAUCCACUCAAGGUACGUUUCCAUUAUGGCCACCCAGAUGUGUUUGACAGGAUUUUUCACUUGACAAGAGGUGGAGUUAGCAAAGCAUCAAAAGUUAUCAACCUGAGUGAAGAUAUCUUUGCAGGAUACAAUUCCACUUUACGACAAGGAAAUGUAACUUAUCAUGAAUACAUGCAAGUUGGUAAAGGUCGAGAUCUAGGUCUUAAUCAAAUUUCACUUUUUGAAGCCAAAGUUGCCAAUGGAAAUGCUGAACAAUCUCUAAGCCGUGAUAUAUAUCGCCUUGGGCAUCGGUUUGAUUUCUUCCGGAUGUUAUCCUGCUACUAUACAACGGUCGGAUUUUACUUCAGUGCAUUGGUAACAGUUCUUGGAAUAUACGUCUUCCUAUAUGGGCAACUCUAUCUAGUUCUAAGUGGUUUGGAGAAAGCAAUCCUUUCUGCAGCUGGUGCAGAGCGUAAUAGAUCUUUGGAAACAGCUCUGGCUUCUCAGUCGUUCAUUCAACUUGGACUUCUGACGGGCUUACCAAUGUUGAUGGAGCUUGGACUCGAGAAAGGAUUUCGUACAGCUGUGUACAAUUUUUUCCUCAUGCAGUUCCAACUAGCCUCUGUCUUCUUUACGUUUAACCUUGGAACAAAAGCACAUUAUUACAGUUGUACUCUACUUCAUGGAGGUGCUAAAUAUAGGCCAACAGGUCGAAGAUUCGUGGUAUUUCAUGCAAGUUUCACCGAAAAUUACCGCCUGUAUUCACGCAGCCACUUUGUUAAAGGAUUUGAAUUGGUUUUCCUUUUGAUUGUUUACAUCUCAUUUUGCCAAUCUUACCAGAACAAUGUCACAUAUAUGAUAGUUACAUACUCCAUCUGGUUCAUGUCUCUUACCUGGCUGUUUGCACCUUUCCUGUUUAAUCCAUCUGGCCUUGAGUGGGAAAAAGUCGUACAGGAUUGGUUUGGUUGGAAUAAGUGGAUCCACAAUCAAGGUGGGAUUGGGAUUCAUCCUGUUAAGAGUUGGGAAUCAUGGUGGGAUGAAGAACAUGCACAUUUGAAAUAUUCAGGGAUAAAUGGAAGAAUAGCUGAAAUAGUUCUGUCAUUCCGAUUCUUCAUCUAUCAGUAUGGGCUAGUCUAUCACCUUGAUAUUGCACAAAGAAACCAAGAUAUCAUGGUCUACGGCAUUUCUUGGCUUGUGAUAAUAACUUUUUUUGUGCUAAUCAAGAUUUCUAUUGAAGGUCGGCGGAGGCUAAGUGCAAAUUCCCAUGCCUUGUACAGGCUACUCAAAGCCGUACUCUUCUUGUGCUUCUUGUCCAUAUUGAUUGUUCUUCUUUCCCUGUGUGGAUUGUCAGGGAAGGACCUGUUUAUAUGCGCUCUGGCAUUCUUGCCUACUGGAUGGGGUUUGCUAUUGGUUGCACAAGCUGUAAGGCCUUUGAUAGAGAAAGUUGGCAUAUGGGAUUCAGUUCAAGUUAUUGCUCGAUCUUAUGACUAUGGAAUGGGGUUCCUUCUUUUUGCACCUUUGGCAGUAUUAGCAUUCAUUCCAUCAGUAUCUGAAUUCCAAACAAGACUUCUUUUCAAUCAGGCCUUCAGUCGGCGACUUCAAAUACAACCGAUUCUUAAAGGAAAACGCAAGAAUAAGUCACCACCUUGAAGGUUCAAGCGUAAGAUGUGUGGAGAAACUGAUAAUUUUGGUGGAGGAUUUCCUUGGAAGAUCACGGGUUUGAUCCUUGUUAAAACAUCGUCAUGUAUAGGCUGAUUUCCUGUACAGUUUUAGAUACAUAUCACAAGUGUAAAUUAACGUUCGACGCAAUUCCCUUGCAUAUUCUUGAAAUCAAAAGGAUGUCAUCGUUUCAUCCUUUUCAUGACGUUGCACAAUAUAAACUUGCA
This is a messenger RNA of Nymphaea colorata (pocket water lily), 6308 nucleotides long. RefSeq names its product putative callose synthase 8. Gene Ontology annotation, molecular function: 1,3-beta-D-glucan synthase activity. Gene Ontology annotation, biological process: (1->3)-beta-D-glucan biosynthetic process. The record is from RefSeq and is a predicted model, not a curated record. Gene Ontology annotation, cellular component: 1,3-beta-D-glucan synthase complex; plasma membrane. Lineage: Eukaryota; Viridiplantae; Streptophyta; Magnoliopsida; Nymphaeales; Nymphaeaceae. The transcript is spliced from 41 exons. The coding region runs from base 190 to 6072 and encodes 1960 amino acids.